AUGCUGUGGCCGCGCGAGGAGUUCCACGCCGCGUACGGGCAGAUCAAGCACGACGCGCUGCAGUCGGGCGGCAGCUGCAGCGUGCUGGUGCUCGUGGCGCUGGACGUGGACGCGCUGUGCGCCGCCGAGAUCCUCACGCGCCUGCUGCGCGCCGACAUGCUGAGCUACUCGCUGCUGGCAGUGCGCGGCUACGAGGACGUGCUGCAGGCGCGCGAGACGCGCAUCCGUGGGGCCGACGGGACGCUGCGCGGCGGCGGCGAGCUGCGCUCCGUGGUGAUGCUCAACUGCGGCGCCAUCGUGGACGUGGCCAAGCUGCUGGCGCUGCCGCCGCACGUCAAGUGCUACGUGCUGGACAGCCACCGGCCCAUCCACCUGGCCAACAUCUACGACGAGCACCAGCAGGUCGUGGUGUUUGACGACGGGGCGCUGGCGCUGGAGGAUUACCCGGCGUUUGGGCCGGAUCUGGAGGUGGAGGACUUUGACGAGGAGGAAGAAGAGGAAGAAGAGGAGGAGGAGGAGGGGGAGGGGGAGGAAGAGGGGGGAGAAGAGAGUGAGAGCGAGGGAGAAGCGGAGGUGGAGUUCGGGACGGAGGAUACGCAAGACACAGAGACAGGAGAGGAGAAGGAGGAGAAGGAGACGGAGAAGAGGAAGAGAGACGAGGGAGAAACGGACGAGGACAUGGAGAGCAGCCCCAAGAGGAGGAAGGAGGACGGAGAGGGUGACGGUGAAGGUCAAGAUGAAGAGAAGGAAGAAGAGAAGAAGGAGGAGGAAGAGGUAAUUACAGUCGCUCAGGAGCCGGGGGAAGAGAGUGCUGUGAUGGCGAAACGACGUCGUCGCGAGGAGAUCUUGCGCUACUACCGUGGUUCGUUCCACGGCGCGCCUGCCGCGACGGUGGCGUUUGAGCUGGCGCAGCAGGUGAACAGCUCGCAGCGCGACCUGCUGUGGUUCGCGAUCAUCGGACUCACCAAGCAGUUCGUGCUGGAGGAGAUCGACGUGGACAACUACAACCUCAUGGUGGCCAAGUUCCAGGACGAAGUACUGGCCAUCGAUGCACCGACGCCGUCCAGCGGGCCUGGAGCAAACGGAGAGGAGGACCGACACCCGGGCUACGACGACGGCAAGAUCAGCUUUGAAGAAGAGUACCGCUUCAUGUGCUACCGCCACUGGUCGCUGUAUGAGGCCAUGUACUACUCGGACUACGUGGCCUCCAAGCUCGGACUCUACCAUGACCAGGCUCGGCGCGUUGGCGCUCGCAACGCUUCAGGUGACGGUGGAAACAGCGCGGGAGACACGGAGCUGCACAGGUUCUUGGCCCGCAUGGGCUUCUCUCUCAGGCAGAGCCAGCAGAAGUUUUCGUACAUGCCUCUGGAGAUGAAGCAGAUGCUGCGCGAGAAGACCCAGGAGAUGGCGCCAGAAUUUGGUCUGGACGAGCUCUUCUACGGCUCGUUCAAGCGCACGUUCGCCUUCCAGUACCAACUGUGCGCUGCGGAUGCUGUGUACGGCCUUCAAGCUCUGUUGGAGGCUCCCGAGAGCUACGUUGGCGCAGUUUUUGAGGCUGAGACGCAGCACCAGCAGCAGAAUUCCUUGACAAGACUUUUCUCGCUGGACUCGAUCAUGUCCUCUACCGUUGAGGUUGCUGAGAAGGAUGGCAAAGAUAAAGACGCAGACGCUGCCGAAGAAUCCCCUCAAGAUGACUUCCGGCAGCAGAACUUUAUGCUAGCACACACAGCUCUCGCGUGCCAGUCGGUGACGUCCAGUAAGCUGAUGGAGAGUGGCAUCAAGGUGGCCAUGUCGCUCAAGCAGGCCAUUGUCCGCGUGGGGCUGUCGAUUAUGGAGCGCAAGCUGCUUGUGCGUGUCAAGCACUUCCGUUACGUGUGCUUGAACGUUCCUGAGCGGGAGCAAGAGCUCUUCGCUAACGCCAACGUGCUCACCCAGCUAGCACUCUUCUUGCUCAACGUUCACCGUGCAAGCGGCAAGUGGGGUGGACCCAACGCUCCCGCCCGGAGGAAACCGCAGGGUGAAGACGGCGAGAAUGGCGAAGACGGCGACGCAGAGGAAGAGGCUCCGGUGGCGAACAAGAGCAUUGUCCCGUUGUUACUCAUCACGCGCAACCCGGCCCAGAACUGCUUCCUUGUCGUUGGACUGACGUGCCCCUCCACGCCUGGUGAGAUCCACCGAAACACGCUUGGUACGGCGUUCAAGUUGGCUGCGGGUGAAACAGGCGCCAACUUCCGACAGGACGGCUUCACGAGCGCCGUGAUGGAAAUUCAGAUCGACGAGAUCCAGUACUUUGUCGAGCAGCUCCACAACGUGCUGGACGCUUAA
Messenger RNA from Phytophthora sojae, 2325 nucleotides. RefSeq lists its product as hypothetical. Gene Ontology annotation, molecular function: single-stranded DNA binding; DNA replication origin binding; chromatin binding. The transcript has 2 exons. The record is from RefSeq and is a predicted model, not a curated record. Gene Ontology annotation, cellular component: DNA replication preinitiation complex. The coding region runs from base 1 to 2325 and encodes 774 amino acids. Gene Ontology annotation, biological process: DNA replication initiation; double-strand break repair via break-induced replication; mitotic DNA replication preinitiation complex assembly. NCBI's taxonomy places the organism in Eukaryota, Oomycota, Peronosporomycetes, Peronosporales, Peronosporaceae.